Molecule: messenger RNA, 663 nt
Organism: Kuraishia capsulata CBS 1993
Lineage: Eukaryota; Fungi; Ascomycota; Pichiomycetes; Pichiales; Pichiaceae
Exons: 1
Coding region: 1-663 (220 amino acids)
Biological process (GO): vesicle-mediated transport
Cellular component (GO): membrane
Source: RefSeq, a predicted model, not a curated record
AUGAGCACGAACCAGGACUCAGACACACAGUUUAUCAGCCAGUUCCAGAACUGGAGAACCAAUCGCUCCAGAACGGCCACUCCAGCAAAUACCGGCAACGAAAGUUUCCAGGAUAGGGCAAGAGGCUUCUUUUCUUCCUUGGAAGACAGUCUCUCGCAAGGUUAUGAUGAAUUAUACACCAGAUUGCCUAUGGUGAACCAGGAUCUCGAGUCGCAGCCUGAACCUUCGUGGUUCAAGCUUUCGCGUGUGGAAAGACUCAUAAGCUUUUUCUGUCUGUUGCUGGGCUCAGUCGCAUGUUUCACGUUGGGGAUAUUUUUAUUCCCGGUUCUCUCGUUGAAACCUAGAAAAUUCGCGCUGUUGUGGACUCUCGGGUCGGUGCUAUUCGUACUGUCGUUUGGUGCCUUGCAAGGGCCAAUGGACUACUGCAAGCAUCUAAUAUCAAGAGAGAGACUACCAUUUACUGUUGUUUAUUUCGGGAGCAUCAUCAGCACCUUGUAUUGUGCUUUGAUUUUGAAGUCCACAUUAUUAACUUUGCUGACGGGUUUUGUGGAGAUCUUUGCUGUGCUAUAUUAUACGUUGAGUUACUUUCCAUUUGGUGCUCAGGGGUUUAGUAUGGUGAUGUCGUUGGGGAUACGACAGUUCAGUUCUUUGUUGGGGAUGUGA